GUAAACAACCCCCCACCCCUUCUCCAGGUGGGAGCGUCGAAAGCAUCCCAAACGUCCAGCUUUCUCAACCUAGCUUAGUUGCGGCGAUUGGGCAAGAAGGGAAACGUCGGGUGGAGAGCGAGAGGGACAACCACCCCCGGCAAGGGUUUGCCGACCCGCCCUGCUGCCUGCUGAUUGGAUCCGAAAGCCGUAGAGCGCCGGCCUCCCCUGGCCGACCAUUGGCUGUCAGCGCGGCGGCCGGUGAGAGGGUCCCAAAUAUUGCCAAGGGAGGGGGAGAAAGCGAGGCUUGUUCAACGGCAGCAGGAAUUUAGAACAGUAAUGGCUGCUGAAUCUCCCCGCCGUCCAAGCCGAUGUACUGGAGGAGUGAUAGUCCGGCCACAGGCCGUUACGGAGCAGUCCUACAUGGAAAGCGUUGUUACAUUUCUGCAAGAUGUCGUACCACAGGCUUAUAGUAGUACAGCUCCAACAGAAGAAAAAGAGAAAAUUGUAUGGAUCAGAUUUGAAAAUUCUGACUUGAAUGAUAUGUUAAGGAAUGUGGAGCUACAUGAGAUGCACAGUACUGGGAACGAACCUCCUCUUCUGCUCAUGAUUGGCUACAGUGAUGGGAUACAGAUAUGGAGCAUACCUUCAUUCAGUGGCAGCAAAGAUGUAACUAACGCUUUUUUUGCCUGUCUCUGUGUUCUGCCCCAUCCAGAUCGCGAAAAGAGUGAUAACUUUGCUGAGAAGAGACCUCUCCUUGCUGUGUGCAAAAGCAUCGGAUCUUCUGGGACCAGCCCUCCUUACUGCUGCGUGGAUCUCCAUUCUUUGAGAACAGGGGAAGUAGUCAAAUCCGUGCAGUUCAAAACACCUAUUUAUGAUCUCCACUGCAACAGAAGGAUUCUGGUUGUUGUCUUGCAAGAGAAGAUUGCUGCCUUCGACAGCUGCACUUUCACUAAAAAAUUCUUUGUCACAAGUUGCUAUCCUUGUCCAGGGCCAAAUAUGAACCCCAUAGCUCUAGGGAGCCGGUGGCUGGCCUAUGCAGAAAACAAGCUGAUUCGUUGCCAUCAGUCCCGGGGUGGAGCUUGUGGCGAUAACAUCCAGUCCUACACAGCCACAGUCAUCAGCGCAGCCAAAACCAUCAAAACUGGGCUCACCAUGGUUGGAAAAGUGGUAACCCAGCUGACAGGCACUUCGCCAUCAGGAGCCGCGGAAGAAGAAGUCUUGGCACACACCAAUAGCCGACGCAGCCCUUUGGUCCCUGGAAUUGUCACUGUUAUUGAUACUGAGAUGGUCGGAGAAGGACAGGUGCUGGUGAGCGAGGACUCCGAUAGUGACGGCAUCGUUGCUCACUUCCCGGCCCAUGAGAAGCCCAUUUGCUGCAUGGCUUUCAACCCCAGCGGCAUGCUCCUGGUCACGGCAGACACCCUGGGCCAUGAUUUCCACAUCUUCAAAAUCCUUACCCACCCCUGGUCAUCUUCUCAAAGCGCCGUCCAUCAUUUGUACACAUUACACCGCGGGGAGACUGAAGCCAAAGUGCAGGACAUCGCAUUCAGCCACGACUGCCGGUGGGUGGCGGUCAGUACCCUCCGAGGCACCUCCCACGUCUUCCCCAUCAACCCCUACGGCGGGCAGCCCUGCGUACGGACUCACCUGUCGCCCCGGGUCGUGAACCGCAUGAGCCGCUUCCAGAAGAGCGCAGGGCUGGAGGAGAUCGAGCAAGAGCUGACCACCAAACAAGGAGGGCGCUGCAGUCCCGUGCCGGGCCUUUCCAGCAGUCCGUCUGGUUCCCCUCUCCACGCCACAGGACCGAAAUACCUCUGUGUCUCUAUGAAGGAGCUCCAGAUUUGA
Molecule: messenger RNA, 1827 nt
Organism: Notechis scutatus (mainland tiger snake)
Lineage: Eukaryota; Metazoa; Chordata; Lepidosauria; Squamata; Elapidae
Source: RefSeq, a predicted model, not a curated record